AUGGCACGUCCUCUACCAGGUGCCUCACAGCACAUCAACUUCGUCACAGCAGAGCUCUUGCUGCACCGGUGGGCGCGGGAGCAGUUCUGGUUGAGCACUGCUUGGUGCUGUGCGGUGACACCUAUUCCCCCCCUCCUGUCUUCCCUUCCCAGGCAUCUAGUGGAGCACCUGGUAGAGGACGUGCCUGAGGGAAUGCACAUCAACUUCCUGCGAGCGGAAAGGUCGCUGCACCGGUGGGCGCGGGACGACAUUCGGCGGAUAGUUGGAGCAGAGCAGGAGGCGAUGGGGCAUGGCGCUGCUGUGCGGAUGCACGUGCUCGAAGAUGCCGGGCACUGGGUCCACACUGACAACCCGGACGGUCUCUUCCAGAUCCUCGCACCUCCGUUUGGUUUGCAUAUCGAGAAUCAUCUGCUCUCCAUUCCCUCCCUCUUGCUUCUCUUCUGCGCCAUCAACAUGCCUCCUCUUUCUCUUCUGCGCCAUCAACAUGGUGAGCUACAUCCACUGAGGGGCCACCGCCAGCAGCACGAGAGUCAAGUGUACCAUUCUCAUCCUCCCUUCUCCUCCCGUGACCCGUCCAUUCCCCCCCACAUCCCCCCAGCAUCUUACUUCUCUUCUGCGCCAUCAACGUGCCUUCUCCUCCUCUUCUGCGCCAUCAACAUGGUCAACUACAUUGACCGGGGGGCCAUUGCCAGCAACGGAAUCAACGGCUCUCCAUCGCACUGCCAGGGGGACGUCUGUGACUCUGGCAGCGGCAUUCAGGGUGAUUUUGCUCUUUCCAACUUCCAGGACGGCUUGCUGGCCACGGCCUUCCUAGUGGGGCUCCUCACCGCAUCGCCUCUCUUCGCACAUGCCUCCAAGCGCCACAACCCCUUCCGUCUCAUCGCCCUCGGCCUCCUCGUUUGGACGCUCGCAGUGGCCGGCUGUGGGUUAUCUCCGGGUCUACUUUCUCUGCUGCUGUGCCGCAUGCUAGUGGGGGUGGGAGAGGCGUCGUUCAUCAGUCUAGCAGCGCCCUUCAUAGACGACAACGCCCCACCGGGAAAGACAGCCCAAUGGCUCGCCACAUUCUACCUCUGCAUCCCGGUCGGCUUUGCCCUCGGCUACCUCUACGGGGGGGUGGCUGGCCCACUGCUGGGAUGGAGGGGAGCGUUCUUAUUGGAAGCUCUGUUCAUGCUGCCGUUUGUGCUGUACACCGCUACUGCCGCACCCCCGCCCCUGAAAGGCAGGACACACGCCCAUGGUACUGCUACCACUGCUUCUGACGAGGAGAGGGCGGAGGGUGCACCAUCUCUGGCAGCGUCGUCACAUGUUGAGGCGACUCCAAAUUUGAAGCAUGGCGACGGGUCUCUGCUGGACGACUCGCUUUCCCUCGCUCGCAACGACAUCUUCACCAUCAAUGUGCUCGGCUAUGCGGCCUACACCUUCGUGAUUGGCGCGUAUGCCUACUGGGCGCCCAAGGCGAUGAGGGAGAUUUUCCACGAGGAGAGGGCGGAUGCACUGUUUGGAGGCAUCACGGUGGUCACUGGCAUGGGGGGCACCUUAUUUGGGGGGCUUAUGUUGGACCGCAUGGGUGCAACCAUCCCCAACGCGCUGCUGCUGCAAUCCCGGGUGACAGUGGUGGGAGCUAUUUUCUGUCUCCUUGCCUUCGCCUCGCCGUCCAUCCUUCUCUUCGUCCUCUUCAUGGCUGUCGGGGAGUUCUUCAUUUUUGCCAUCCAGGGUCCAGCCAACAUAGUGUCACUGCAGUGCGUGCCAUCCAACCUCAGAGCCCUUGCAAUAGCCGCUGCAACCGUUGUCGCUCACCUCCUAGGGGACGUGCCCUCGCCACCCAUCCUCGGCCUCCUUCAGGACACGGUGGGCAACUGGCGCAUCAGCAUGGGGAUAUUCACUGCCGUGCUGCUGCCUGCCGCUGCCUUAUGGGCUCAUGCCCUUCUAUCUCUCGACCUCUGCAGGUGGAACACUGGUGGUGCCUCCCUCUCACCACAACCAGACCAUUCAACCAAUAAUCUGCUCCCCUGCCCCUUCCUUGACCCCCUUCACUAUCUCUCCUCUGCAUGCUUCAUCUUGCUCCCCUUCCUUCCGAAUCCCCCCCUUCCUUUGCAACCACUGCAGGUGCCACCCUGGUGGUGCCCCCCUCGCACCACAACAAAAACAUUGAACCUAUCCUUCACUCCAACUCCUCCUCACCCUCCUCCUACACUCAUCUCAGCGGCACCACCACUCCCACCACCAGUGGCGUUGGCACUAGUAGCAUCGGGAAUGGUACAGGCAUUGACAGCCCUAUGA
Closterium sp. Naga37s-1 is the source of this 2280-nucleotide messenger RNA. The record is from the annotation of a GenBank genome assembly. Lineage: Eukaryota; Viridiplantae; Streptophyta; Zygnematophyceae; Desmidiales; Closteriaceae.